CAACAUUGCAGGAAUACCUGAGUUGAGGCUCUUGACGUACGGAGUUUGUGUGACUCGAGUGGUUGGAUCUUUGCUCCUCCUCAUUCACUUGUUAACUUAUCGAAUAUUUGAGCAUUUAUGGAUACUCGACUGAUAUGUUGCUGUGACUAAGUGGGGGGACCUUCAACUGAUGGUUAGUCAUGGAGUCUGCAGAUGUACGCAAGAAUUUCAUUUUGACCACAACUGGAAAUUACUUCGGUUUGUCCCUAACUGAUCCUCUGCUCCUGGCACUUCAAGAUGACCAAAGUGUUAACACUUUUCUGGACUCUGGCAACUGUCAGCUCCUCGGUGCCCACAUGGUUCCUGAUGAGGGUCGGGUUGUAUUCAACACCAAGGUUGACUCCACGUUGAAAAAGGACAAGCUGCUCGUGUUCUUCAAGGUGAAGCCUGAUGUAAUAACUGGCGACAACCUUGCUGAUGUAUUUGUGUCCUCUAUGAUUGACUCGCCCGUUUCCUCCCUCUACCACUCCCUUCAAAAACUGUAUGCACCAAUAUUGUUAAAGGAUUCUGAAUGGAGUGGUACAUUAGAUCCUAAGCUUCAGUCUCUGCUAACAGAGUUAUCAGAUGGCCUGGGAAGCCUUCUUCGAAAACAAGAUCCAAAUGUGUCGAGUGAAUUUGGUCAUGCAUCCACAAGAUUAGCAGGGAUCUUGAGCUUCAAGGACGAAACUGACUACUGGGCCGACACUGCCAACAAUCCUAUGAGCCGUGAGGAAAAAGAAAUGGCGCAGAGUUUUUACCAUUGUCUUGAACCAGUCUCCAAAGAAUUCAGUGGGUUGGAUGCUGUUGCCAUGGUGGAUGCUGAAGACAUCUUGGAAAAUGCUCAGAACUGUUUGGAUGAAUUGUGGAGGUUUGACUUCCCCCAGGCUCGUAUGUCACACUUGUUGGGUGUCAUAGCUAAUCAACUGUCUCUCUAUGUACAGAGCAAAGUUGGAGAAGAGGAUAUUUGGGGUGGACAGUACAAUCAAGUGGAGAAAAGUCUUUCUGAAGGCAUCUCCAUCUGUGACCGCUGGGUUGACACCUGUCACAAACUUACUUCUAUGUUUUGGAAAAGUGUGGCAGAUCAGAUGUGGGAAGGCAAACCAUUCAUUCCAGAUUAUUGCAAGAAUGUUUCAAAACGCCUAAAUGAGAUACUUAGUCUACGCACCUUGCACAAACAACUAACAAGGCUGUUAUCUCUUAGUGAACAGGAGGACCUCAAAACUGCAGAGGCCUUUAAACCAUUUACAGGUUUAAAACCAGUACAGUACAAUCCGUACACAGAGCCAUUAUGGCAGGCAGCAGUGCGGCAAUUUGAAAAUUCCUUGAAACCUGCAGAACAACGAAUUGCUGGUAAGCUAAGAGCUCAGCUCCGAAAUAUGAAUUCAAGUGCUUACCAGCUUAUGCAAGAGUUUAAGCGAUAUAAGGAACUGAUCAAACGAGACAGUAUCCAAAAGGAACUUGUAGCUGAACGAGAAAUGUUAUUAAGUGAACUUAGCAGCUAUGUCAGAGCAACUCAAGCAGACUUUAACAACACAUCAGUCAAUGGACCUAGGCGAAUGACAAAUGUUCCAGAGGUGGUCAGCAAUAUCUAUUGGGUCAAACCUAUUCAUGCAAAGGUCCUGGAUAUUGGUAAAACAGCAGAUACCUUAUUGAUGGACUUGAUUGGCUAUGAGGAACUGAAGCGGAACAUUGGUGAAUUUUGUGUGGAGCUGGAGGAGUACCACAAUGACCAGUUUAACUCAUGGUCUCGAGAAAUGCUACAUAUGAUAGACACACAAGAACUUAGCCUGGCAACGGACUCACCUGUGUUGUCCUUCAGUAAAGGUAGACUUUUGCGAGUGAAUUAUAACCCACGUCUGGUGGGUCUGGUGAGGGAAGUUAGUCAACUCUCCAUCCUGGGACAUAAUAUUCAUCCAAAUAUCAUCAAAAUGGCAAAGCUUGCCCAAAAAUUUGUGAAGCAGGCCAAAGCCUUGGAGGAGAUCGCCAAUUUCCACAACACAAUAGGAGACCAGAUGAUCCCGUCGCAGAGGCCAAUGAUGCUGGAGGCAGCACUUGCGCUCUCAGGUCUGGUACAGGAGCAGACCACCAUCACCUGGUCCAACACUGAGCAGCUAGAUGCUUAUAUAGCCAAGCUUAAGAUUGCCACAAAGAGACUGGCUCAAGAGAACAAACAACUGGCCCAGUGCCAUCUCUUGAUCAAAGAGAGGGUAUUGGCGCUCAUGAACACAGAUUUGUUGCGUCACCAGUCUAAGUGGAAGGAGUUACUGAAGGAGAUGCGAUCCAUAAUGCAUCAGCUACAGGAAAAAGGCUUUGCUGACCAGAAAUCUUGGUGCUCUCACUGGGAUCGCCAGUUGUACAAGGCUUUGGAACAUCAGUAUCAGUUGGGUCUUGAAGCUCUCAACCAACACCUGCCAGAGUUGAAGGUGGAAAUCACAUUCAGACAGCAGAGGCUUCAGUUUCUUCCGCCAAUGGAAGAAAUUCGCAUGAAAUAUUAUGGACAGUUGAAACGUUUCCUGGCCAUCCCAUUCCAAUUUAAGGGUGUUAAUGAGGUGAAUGAACAUCCAGUGUUCCCAACCAUUGUGGACCGUAAUGCUCAUCGCUUCUCACAGUUAUUUCAACGAGCAGAAGAAUUGUUUGAAAGACUAGAGAAUAUCAAAGAACGUUUUGCAGAUUUAUGUGCUCUUGGUUCUUGUGAUGUGGAACAGCUGGUUGAGAAAUAUUGUAGAACCGCUGAAGACUGGGACCGAAACUUCCGAGCAUCAAAAGCAAAGGGUCAAGAGAUUGGAAAAUUACCAGGUACAGAGGAGAGGAUAGACUGCUUCAGCAUAAGUUUUCAACCUCUCAGAGUGGAGUUAGAGAUAAUGAAUCGUCGUUACUGGGACAUCCUUGUACAGUCACUUCAUAAUGCAAUCAUAAAAGAUAUCAACACCAUUGAAAAGUUUACAGAGGAUGCCAUUGACGUUCUCAAGAGACAACCACAAACUGUAGAAGAGAUUGCUAAUGCAAGCAACAAGCAUGCAGAAUAUGCAAAGCUAACUGAAGAAAUGGUAGAGCUAUUCAAUGAAGCAGAACGCAAGAACAAGACUUUAGCCAGCUGGACGAAGGAGAGAGUGGAGCAGGUGUCCCGAGUCACCAUGCAGUGGGAUAAUUUCAAGACCCUCAUGGAGAAUCAUGAACAAAUUGUUGCAAAACAGAUUGAAGCUAUUAAAGGUAAUCUGGAGAGCCAAACUAACAGCUUCAACAGUGAGGUAGAGAAGUUUGGAAUGAGGUGGUUUCAGCUUCGUCCACAAGAGGAUAAGGUGGAUGGUGAUGUUGACAAUAUGCAGGCAGCCAUCUCUUUUAUAGCAGAGAAACGCCUGGAGUGGAACCAGCUCAUGGAGACACGAGACAGCUUGAGAAAGGACUAUGAGCACUUCAACAUGGGGGAACCAUUCUUUCCUGAAAUCGAUGGCAUUGAAGCAGACUUAAAUAAGCAUGAACAAACUUGGGGCUUGUUUGAUGAAUUCAACACCAGCAUGCAAGAAUUUUCUGAUGAAGAAUGGAUUGUUUUUCGAAGUAAAACAUAUAAAUUUGAGGAGUUUUUAAACAAUUGGGGUGAAAAGCUGCGGUUAUCUGGAGAAACAACUUCUGUGACUGUACGUCUUAUUCAUGAACUAGAAAAGUACAAAACAAUAAUUCCUGUAUUGAAGUAUGUACGUGGGGAAGUAUUUUCGGAGAAGCACUGGAUUGAGAUGUACAGCCUGCUGGGGAUACCCACUAAUUUAUCCGUUGAUAAACUCACUUUUGGCCAUUUUUUGAAGGUGCGUGAUGCACUACUACAACAUAAUGAAGCAUUGAAGGAGAUGAAUUCCAAAGCUGCAGGUGAAAUUGUAAUCCGUCAAGCGUUGGGAGAGCUGGAUGUGUGGGAAGUGGAUGCUCGUUUCAAUCUUGUUCCUCACAUAGACUCGGCUGGCAACCAGAUCAUGCUCAUCAAAGAGUGGAAGGACAUCAUUAACAAGGUUGGGGAUCAUCAGAGUCUGCUCCAGUCCCUGAAGGAUUCAACAUAUUUUUCAGCAUUUGCAGAUCGUGCUCGAGUGUGGGAACAACGUCUAGCUGAUCUGGAUGAAUAUCUAACCAAUCUAAAUCAGAUUCAGCGUAAAUGGGUAUAUCUGGAGCCCAUUUUUGGCCGAGGUGCUUUACCCAAUGAACAGGGUCGUUUCCGAAGAGUAGAUGAUGACUUCAAAUCCAUCAUGUCAGAUGUUGCCAGAGACAACAAAGUGGUGUCCCUCUGUCGCAUCAAUGGUAUUCGCAACACACUCGCUACACUGCUUGAUCAACUGGCCAGAUGUCAGAAGAGUCUCAAUGAGUUCUUGGAGGAGAAAAGAUCUGCUUUUCCCCGCUUCUACUUUAUUGGUGAUGAUGACCUGCUGGAGAUCUUGGGUCAAGCUACUAACCCAGAGGUCAUUCAGUCACACCUCAAGAAACUUUUUGCUGGAAUCCAUUUUGUGAGGUUUGAUGAAAAUAAUUCACAUAUUGUGGCCAUGAAGAGUUUAGAAGGGGAAGAUGUUCCUCUUAAAAGGCCAGUUGAAAUCACCACACAAGUUGAAGACUGGUUAAGACAACUGAGUGAGGAAAUGAAGAUGACUCUGCGACAGCUGUUGAGUGAGUGUCUGGAAGAAGGCCGCAGUGAUGCAGGGAUGGAUCCACUCAAGUCACCCUCUCAGAUCUUAUGUUUAGCUGAUGCCAUCCUCUUCACGGAACGGUGUGACGAAUCUAUCCGAGAAGGACGUCUCACCAACUACAAGAAAGAAUUAGAGACCAAGCUAGAGUCUUACACUAGUGUAGACCUGAGCUCAGAUGGAACACCAGAGGGCAAGACAGAUAGCCAUGUGCUGGAGCUCAAGUUAAAAGCCCUCAUCCUAGACACCAUCCACAACAUUGAUGUUGUAGAAAUUUUGAUGCAGAACAACACAACCUCUGUCUCAGACUGGGCCUGGCAGAAACAGCUAAGGUUCUAUGUUGGUGAAGGGGGCUCAGCUUAUAUGAAAAUGGUGGAUGCUCAGUUUGACUACACAUUUGAAUACCAAGGAAAUACUCCUAAGUUGGUACAUACACCCUUAACUGACAAGUGCUACUUAACUCUUACACAGGGGAUGCACAUGGGAAUGGGAGGAAAUCCAUAUGGCCCCGCUGGGACUGGUAAAACAGAAUCAGUAAAAGCACUUGGUGGUCUAUUUGGACGUCAAGUUUUAGUGUUUAACUGUGAUGAAGGAAUAGAUGUCAAGUCUAUGGGUCGAAUAUUUGUUGGUUUGGUGAAGUGUGGUGCUUGGGGCUGCUUUGAUGAAUUCAACCGUUUGGAAGAAGCAGUUUUAUCAGCUGUAUCUAUGCAGAUCCAGACUAUCCAGGCCACUCUGAAGUCUCAAGGAUCAUCCACUUCAUUACUAGGGAAAGAGGUGCCAGUUGAUCCCAACUCUGGAAUCUUCAUAACAAUGAACCCAGCAGGCAAAGGCUAUGGCGGCCGUCAAAAACUGCCAGAUAACUUAAAACAGCUGUUCAGGCCUGUUGCCAUGGCCCGUCCUGACAAUGAACUAAUUGCUGAAGUCAUUCUGUUUAGUGAGGGUUUCAAGAAUGCCAAAAGUCUUGGACGAAAGCUUGUUGCAAUCUUCAACUUGUCAAAAGAGCUCCUCACCCCACAGCAACACUAUGACUGGGGUCUACGAGCUCUCAAGACUGUGUUAAAAGGCUCGGGUAACUUGCUGCAGACUUACAGACGCUCAUUGUCUGAAGAGGAAAAAUCAUCAGAAGUAAAUGUACCAGCAAAUACAGAAUCAGAGUUAGUGGUUCAAGCUCUGCGCCUCAACACCCUCUCAAAACUCACCUUCUCUGACAGCUCAAGGUUUGAUGAACUGGUGCAAGAUGUGUUCCCGGAUGUUAAGUUCAGAGGUGUUGGUUAUGAGGACUUGGCAAAAAUUUUACAAGAAACAUUUAUAGAGAUGAGUCUUAUACCCAAUGAUCGGCAGAUCAAAAAAGCUCUGGAGCUUUAUGAACAACUUCAGCAGCGUAUGGGAGUAGUAAUAGUUGGUCCUUCAGGAUCUGGCAAAACAACUCUGUGGCAGACAUUAUGCAGUGCUCUCCUGAAAUUAGAUAAGAAAGUAAAAAAAUAUGUUAUGAAUCCUAAAGCUAUGCCACGGCAGCAGCUUCUUGGCCAUAUAGACCAUGACACAAGAGAGUGGUCAGAUGGUGUGCUUACUGCUUCUGCGAGACAAGUUGUUCGGGAACCACCGGACGUAACUUCAUGGAUCAUUUGUGAUGGUGACAUAGAUCCUGAAUGGAUUGAGUCCCUGAAUUCUGUUUUAGAUGAUAAUCGUCUCUUAACCAUGCCAUCAGGAGAGAGGAUACAGUUUGGUCCAAAUGUGAACUUCCUCUUUGAAACUCAUGAUCUGUCGUCUGCCUCACCUGCUACAAUAUCUCGCAUGGGCAUGAUCUUUUUAAGUGAUGAAGACACCAAUAUUCAUGCAGUUGUUAAUGCAUGGCUUGACUCACAGGGAGAAGAAGUGAAGCGCUACCUGGAGCCAUACAUUGAGCAGUACUUCCACCAAGCUAUUACUUGGGUGUUGAAGGCUGGUGAAGCUCAAGUUGACACUACUCUAGUUGGAUGGGUACUGAAUGGCCUCUCUCACCUUAAUGAAGUCACCAGUAAAGCUCACUUUGCCUUGGCUCUCGUGCGGGGUCUAGGAGGCAAUCUGCCAGAGACCACAAGGGAAGCUUUUGCUCGUGAGGUUUAUUCCUGGGUGGGUGAACACAUACCAGACCAACGCAAGCCUCUUAACAUCUAUUAUGAUCCUACCCGUGACCGCUUAGAAUCCUACACCUCUGACUCCACAGACCAAGUUGUUAUCAAUGCUACUGAAGUGUCUCUAAUAUUAACAGCUGAUGCAAAAUGCUCGCUGGACUACUUCAUGCCAUGGCUACAGUUGGAGACAAGCCAGCCAUUCAUCCUUGUUGGUCCAGAAGGCUGUGGAAAAAGCUUGCUGCUGCACCACUGCUUCUCUAGACUGCGCAGUACCCAGGUGACCAUGAUUCACUGCAGCGCCUACACUGCUCCUCAACAUGUUCUUCAGAAGCUUUCCCAAAUGUGUAUGGUCAUAUCCACCAACACCGGGCGUGUGUACCGACCAAAAGACUGUGAGAAACUCAUUGUUUACCUUAAGGACCUCAACCUCCCUAAGCCUGAUAAGUGGGGCACUUGUCAACUCAUUACCUUCCUCCAGCAGGUAGUGACUUACAAAGGGUUCUAUGACCACAAUCUGGAGUGGGUUGGACUAGAAGGUGUGCAGGUGGUAGCAUCCAUGACUAGUGGCUCAGCACUAGGACGACACAAGCUCUCAACACGUUUUACUUCUAUUGUCAGAAUUGCUUCUAUUGGAUACCCAGAGCGUGAGCAGCUAGUGAGUGUGUAUAGUGCUUAUUUACAAUCUGUACUGGAGACCAUGUGUCCUGAACACCCUGCCUGGGGAUCACAGACCAAGGCUCAGCAAUUAGCCACAUCCAUGGUCAAUGUCUACCAAAAUGUGCGUGAUUCCUUCAGUGUUGAUGACUACAGCCACUAUUUGUUCACCCCACGUGACCUCACACGCUGGGUCCUGGGACUAUUACGUUAUCAGAUUCCCUCAAGUGAUGCUACCCUUCAACCACUCAUGGAGGUUUGGGUAUAUGAAGCUUGCAGACUAUUCCGUGACAAGCUUGCUGAAGAUGAAGACAUACAGAAGUUUGACUUAAUUAUUAUAUCAACUGUUCAGUCAGACUGGGGCAUGGAUCUCCGUGACCACUUGGUUGACACAUAUUAUGUCACUCCUGCAGCUGGUGUUGUGACUGCUGGAGCACCUCUGCCUAUGCAUGGUUAUGAACUUGGCCACAUGAGCAUGGAGGACUGGAAUGAGAUGGUGGAACGUUCCGUAAUGCAGUACAGCAGGGAAAAACAAGAACUUCAUUUACUUGUCUUCACUGAGGUGCUGGAGGCCAUGGCACGGGUUGACCGAAUUUUAACUUCCCCUGGAGGUUCAUUACUACUGGCUGGCAGGUCAGGUGUUGGCCGCAGAACAGCCGUUUCUGUUAUUGCCCACUUGCAUGGUAUUAGGGUUGUCUCACCAGCUAUGAGUCUGGGAUACAAUACUAAGAACUUCAAAAAUGACUUAAAGCAGGUGAUGCAGAGUGCAGGUGUUGAGGGUGAACAAGUACUGCUGCUGCUGGAGGACCACCAUCUGGUCAGCUCAGCCUUCCUUGAAAUUAUCAACUCACUCUUGAUGGCUGGAGAGGUUCCUGGACUUUACACUCCUGAAGAACUUGACCCACUUCUCAUGCCGCUGCGAGACCAGGCAGCUCAUGAAAAUUUCAGGGGCUCCCAGUAUGCGUACUUUGCUUCAAGAGUGUUGAGAAACUUGCAUAUCGCUUUGAUCAUGGACUCAAGCAACCAGGAGUUUUCAGCCCAGUGUGAGAGUAACCCAGCAUUGUACAAGCAGUGCUCUGUACUCUGGAUGGAGGGUUGGGCACAGAAGACUAUGAUUCAGAUCCCAGAUAUGCUUUUGAGUGACAAUGAGAAAGACAAGAGGAAUGGUCCAGAGUUCUUAAACUCAUUCUUAGCUGUACACGAGAGCCUGCCGACCCAUCUUGCCACGCCUCGCCGCUACCUUGGCCUUCUCCACACUUACCGUUCAAUUCAUAAUACCAAGAAGGAAGGGGUUUUACAGAGGCAGCAGCAUCUGAAGGCUGGUGUAGCCAAGCUGAAUGAAGCUCAGGAGGUGGUGAGUCACCUCAAGGCUGAAGCAGCUGAAAAGGAAGCUGUUCUGGCAGAGAAGCAAGCAGAAGCCACCCAUUCUCUCCAGCUCAUCACUGACACCAUGAAAAGGGCUAAUGACCAGAAAGUUCAGAUGGUAUCAUUGAAAGACCAAACACUGCUGGAAAACAAGAAGAUAGCUGAAAGGAAAAUUGAAAUUGAUGAAGAGUUAGCAGAGAUUGAGCCACUUGUGAGGGAAGCUAAAGAGGCUGUAGGUAACAUCAAGGCAGAUGCUCUGAGUGAGAUAAGGUCCCUACGAGCACCACCUGUGGUGAUACGAGAUAUUCUGGAGGGUGUACUGCGCCUCAUGGGGGUUCAAGACACUUCAUGGAACUCCAUGAAAACUUUCCUGGCCCAAAGAGGCAUCAAGGAAGAAAUAAGGAACUAUGACCCAAGAGAUGUUUCCAUUGAAGGUCGUAAAUCAGUAGAGAAGUUACUUGUUGAUCGUUCAAGUUCAUUUGAUCCGGCUACAGCCAAACGAGCAUCAACAGCAGCAGCACCCUUAGCAGCCUGGGUGAAGGCCAAUGUACGAUUUUCUUAUGUCCUUGAGAAAGUGAAGCCUUUAGAAAAAGAGCAAAAUAUAUUACAAAGAAAUUUGGAGAGAGCAGAGGUUGAGAUUGGAGAACUAUCAUCUGGAUUGGAUGAUGUGGACAAGAAGGUCGCUAAGUUGACGGAGAAGAUGAAUCGCUCUACUAAAGAAGCUGCAGAGGUAGAAUUCCACUUAAAUAAGGCCAAGGAGACAAUCUCGGCUGCAGAAAGCUUAGUAACUAAACUGGAGGGAGAAUACCAGCGUUGGAGUCAACAGGUAUCAGAGUUGGAUUCAGGCCUAAGCGGUCUUCCACGAGAAGCUCUUCUGGCUGCAUCAUUCAUCACAUACUUGAGUGAAGCUCCUGAGGACAAACGCAAGGCUACGAUGGCCCAUUGGAGCCAGUUGUUGGAAGUUUCUGACUUUGACCUGAGAAAGUUCUUAAGUAGUGAACGGGAACAACUUCAGUGGAAAGCUGAGGGACUCCCAUCUGAUCAGCUCUCUAUUGAAAAUGCUCUGGUCAUCCUUCAGACUGAAAUGAGGCCAUUCCUUAUUGACCCAUCCUCACGUGCUACCACUUGGCUUCGUGAGCAUCUCCGAGGAUCUACAGUAGAGGUCACAACCCAGCAAGAUGCAAAGUUUGCAACAACUCUUGAACUAGCUGUAAGGUUUGGGAAGACACUCAUAAUCCAAGAAGUGGACAAGGUGGAGCCAUUGCUGUUUCCUCUUCUUAGAGGAGAUCUUAUUAAUCAAGGCCCGAGGUAUGUUGUUGAGUUAGGGGAGAAAACCCUCGACUACAAUGAAAACUUCCACCUCUUCCUGGUGACUCGUAACCCCGACCCUGAACUUCCACCAGACGCUGUUUCAAUUCUCACCUCUGUCAACUUUACCACCACUCGUGCUGGAUUAACAGGACAGCUGUUGGCAGCCACACUGCAGGUAGAGAAGCCUGAACUGGAAGUACGGAGGACUGACCUCCUGCGGCAAGAGGAAGACCUGAAAAUUCAGCUUGUGACUCUAGAAGAACAGCUGUUGACAACACUUGCUGAAUCACAAGGCAACAUCCUGGAGAACAAGGAACUGCUGGCAUCUUUAGAGCAAGCCAAGUCUAGUGCUGCCACUAUUGAAUCGUCACUCAAGGAAUCUGGUUCACUACAAGAAUCUCUCGAAAAUGAACGGAAAGCUUACUUGCCCCUGGCCCAGGCAGCUUCUAAUCUCUACUUUGUCAUCACUGACCUUGGCAAACUCAACAAUAUGUAUCGCUUUAGUCUGAAUGCUUUCCAUAAUCUUUUCCACAAGGCUUUACAAACACCUCAGGAUGGAAGUAACACAGAUCAACGCAUCAGGUCAUUGCAGAGAGCAUUGAUCGACCUGGUCUACAGUUACAUAAGCCGCUCUCUCUUCAAGGCAGAUCGCCUCAUGUUUGCCUUACAUCUGGUACACGGCAUGUACCCAGAACUGUUCCAAGCUAAUGAGUGGGAGGCUCUUACUGGCCAGUUGGUGACAGAUAUCAGGAUGGACAUAACUGAGAUCAAAAAAGCUCUUCCCAAGUGGGUCGAUGAAGAACGUGCUUUUGCUGUUGCUUUGUUGAAACAAACUUUCCCCGCUAUGUAUGAGGUUCUACACUUGGAUGAUCUGUCAACGUGGUCAGGCUUUGCCAGAUCCAGCCACUGUGAGACUGACAUACCAGUUCAACUUAACCAAAAGUUAUCUGGGUUCCAACAGCUGCUGGUCAUUCAGGCAAUAAGGCCUGACCGUCUUCAGUCUGCUAUGGUUAACUUUGCAAACAGGGCUCUAGGAGAAGUUUCUUCGGGAAUGAAGGAACUAUCUCCUCCUGCUCUGAACCUUCGCCGUCUGCUGCCAGAGACAACAGCUGGUGAACCUAUUUUGAUAAUCAUCUCCCCUGGGGCUGACCCCUCACAGGAGCUUCUUGAUCUUGUCAAAAAUACUGUAGGAAACGACAGCUACAAUGAGGUGGCUAUGGGUCAAGGGCAGAGUGAGAUAGCCAUUAAAUUCCUGCGAGAGAGUGCCACUGCUGGCCACUGGUUGUGUCUCAAGAACCUCCACCUGGUGACUGCAUGGCUUCCUACUUUAGAGAAAGAAUUGAAUUCCCUUCAGCCACACUCAGACUUCCGACUGUGGCUGACAGCAGAACCACAUGCAAAAUUCACACCCAUAAUACUGCAGAUAAGCCUGAAAGUCACUUAUGAGGCACCAGCAGGAAUCAAGAAAAAUCUUCAUCGGACAUACGAUUCAUGGUCUCCAGAGAUCAUUGCCCGUGGGAAUAAUGUUAACCGUGCUCAAGCCCUCUUUGUCUUGGCUUGGUUCCAUGCUGUUGUUCAGGAGCGUAGGACCUACAUCCCACAAGGCUGGUCCAAGUUCUAUGAGUUCUCCUUGGCUGACUUGAAAGCUGGUGCAGACAUUCUGGAUAGAUUAUAUAAACAAGAAGGGACUGGUGAUAUCAAGUGGAACUUUAUUCAUGGCUUAUUUGAAAAUGCAAUCUAUGGUGGACGAAUAGACAACAUUUGGGACAUGCGGGUUCUCAGUGCAUAUCUUUAUACUUUCUUUACCAAUGAUGUAAUUGGUGGACGCAAGCCAGCACCAACCUUGCUGGCCCAACACAUGACUUUACCAACUACUGUGAAUUUCCAGGACUACACUGCUCUCAUCAGGAGUUUGCCUGAAGAAGAUGAUCCAGCAUACUUUGGUCUACCAGCAAACAUUGAAAGAUCUUGGCAACGUAUUGUCAGCUCACAAGUUAUUGCUCAGUUAAAGGUUCUUAUGAGGUCUCCUGAGCUGGCAAGCCGUUUUGAUCGUGAAAAAUGGCAUACACAGUUGUCACCGAUGUUGAAUUUAUGGAAGAAAUUAAAUCAGGGUACUAAUCUUAUUCAGGCCAAAGUUGCUUUACCUGGUGCAUCAUCAGAACCCCCAGUCAGAGCAUUCUUACACCUGGAGCACUACUCUGUCAUCAGUAUCGUCCAGACCAUCCACCGUGCUCUGGCCCAGCUGUCAAAAGUUAUACGUGGAACACUCCUCCUCACUGCGGAUGUCCAAAAACUUGCUGAUUCUCUCUUAAGGCAGGAGACACCUGGCAGUUGGCAGAAACUAUGGGAUGGACCAGAGGACCCCUUGGAGUACUUGAGAAGUCUUAUCAGGCGAGCAUUGGGAAUUGAAAAAUGGGUACUUAAAAGUGACCAGAGCACCCUUCUCAGAGAAGCACUAGACCUAUCUGAACUCCUUCACCCAGCUACAUUCUUAAAUGCACUUCGUCAACAGACUGCAAGAGAAUAUGGGACCUCCAUGGAUAAUCUGGAGUUUAUUACCUCAUGGUCACGUGGUGGGAUUCCUGAUGCUAAGGUUGCCAUUAAAUGGUCUGCACUCCAAUUGGAGGGAGCAACAUUUGAUGGAUCCCGAUUGAUGCAUAACAACCAUGAUUCACCAAGUAUUACUGUUGCUCCAAUGUGCACAGUAGCAUGGAUGCCAAAGGAUCUACAGAGUCGAGUUUACCAAGAGGAGCUUUUAUCUAUACCAGUCUACUCAUCCUCUGACCGGGAGCACCUGGUUGGCAGCAUAGAUAUACCUUGUCAUACUCCUCACUAUGAGUGGCGUCAAGCUGGUUUAGCUGUCUUCUUGAUCACUUAGAUAAAUGAAAGUUAUAAACUCUGCUUCAGGAACUUUAGUUUUCAAAGAGAAAGCUGUAGGUUGAUGAAGAUGGUUAUGCUGUAGAUCAAUAAAUCAAUCAGAGUACCAUCCUCAUAUGUGAGGGUUGGCAACCAGAGUCCUCCACUCUGAACAUUCUUGGGCUGUCUUUACCAAUCCUCUAUGGUGUUGUAUCUCUUGGGGGGACCUAGUUUUUAAUUUCAUUCAUCCAUCCCAGUCUCUGUCCAUUAAUAUUUCUGUUAUUAUCCCCUCAUCCCUAAUUAUAUGACCACAGUAUCUCAGUACUUCAUUUGUUUUCCUAUCAGUGUAGCUUAUUUUUAUCAUUUGCCUUUAACAUCAAUUUCAAAGGCCUCCAACCUCUUUCUGAUGUCUGCUGAAAGUUCCAUGCUUGUAACCCAUAUAAAGCCUUUCAGCAACCCUUUUCAUUAGAUCUUUUAGAUUAUUAAAUGCUGUUUGUGCUUGCCUUAUUCUUGUAAUUGAUUUCUUCCGUACAUCUACUAUCAUAGCUAAUGUUGCUUCCCAAAAUACACUCAAUUUUCAACUUGUUUAGGUUCCCUGUUGCCUACCAUAAUUUUUAUUUUGGGAUUUAUUUCCAAUCUGGAAAAAACCAUUACUUUAGUCUUUACAUCAUUAAUUAUUAAACCAUAUUUAACAAAAUGUAAUGAUUGUACUGUCUCAAAAUUUUAAUAGCAAGCUAUUUUAUGAGUUACUUUGUCUCAUUAAUGUACUUGACUGAUAUAAACUUUUAAAAUUACAAAGAGAUACUGUAUCUUAUAUCUGAUUAUAAUCCUAAGUGAUCAUAUUGAAUUCAUGUGAUCAUUUCUUUUAGUGUUCAGCUUAACUGUACAACCCUGUACAACAUCUCCAUCUGGGUGACACAUAAUGUGUCAGUGAUUUUGGUUCACAUAGGUUUCUAUAGUCAGUUCACUCAAACCUUGCAACUGGGGGCCUAAGUCAGUUUGUAGCAAGGCAGCGGAUUGGCUGUCAGACUGACAAGCAGUAAGUGUCACUACAGGUCUUCAAUAUUUAAUCUAUCGUAUUUAUAUUAUUAUAUUUUAAGGGAUAAUAACUGUGUUCAUUUGUGACAAUUUUUGCGCUUGGGAAACCAAAAAUUAACAUAUGAAAUGCUCUGGUAACAUAAAUAUCUUGAAGAGAACACAAAAACAAUUAAAAAAUUUCAUCAGCACCUUCCACCUCGCUGUGUGAUGUCUAUGAUUUAUUUUAUACCGAUUCUUUUCACAUGCUAAUUUUUGCUUCCCCAAGUGCAGAAAUUAUCACAGAUCAACACAAAAUAUUAAUUAUCCCUUUAAAUAUCAUAAUAUAAAUAUACAGUACAUUAAAUACUGUAGACCUGUAGUGCUUCUUCAUGUGUCCGUUGGCCAACCAAUCGGCUGCCUUGCUACAAACUGAUCCUAAGCCUCGGUUACAAGGUUCAAGUGAACAGAAUAUAAUCAAGUAUACAAUAAAGGUAAAAUAUAUACUAAAAAAAAAAAUUCUACAUUUGUACCAGGUAAGCUAAUUUCCCAGAUUGUCGUGGUUUAAUGAAAAUGUGCAGAUAUAGACUUCAUGUCAAAACAGAAGUGUGAAUAUAGGUACAAGUUGUAAAGCCAAUAGUUCAUUCACUUGAGCACCAUGUAAUGUUAUUUAUUUGGAAGAAGAUCUGGACACAGGCAUGAUUCUUUCAUCCAAAAUGCAAUUAAAUCCCACUGAAA
Molecule: messenger RNA, 14728 nt
Organism: Homarus americanus (American lobster)
Lineage: Eukaryota; Metazoa; Arthropoda; Malacostraca; Decapoda; Nephropidae
Gene: btv
Product: cytoplasmic dynein 2 heavy chain 1-like
Exons: 70
Coding region: 180-12998 (4272 amino acids)
Biological process (GO): microtubule-based movement
Cellular component (GO): dynein complex
Molecular function (GO): ATP hydrolysis activity; dynein light intermediate chain binding; ATP binding
Source: RefSeq, a predicted model, not a curated record